This is a messenger RNA of Nannochloropsis gaditana CCMP526, 582 nucleotides long. Its product is annotated as set domain containing protein. Gene Ontology annotation, biological process: peptidyl-lysine monomethylation. The record is from RefSeq and is a predicted model, not a curated record. The transcript is spliced from 5 exons. The annotation marks the transcript as partial. Gene Ontology annotation, molecular function: protein-lysine N-methyltransferase activity; protein binding.
GAGUACGAAUCCGACGUCCGCGGGGUGCACGCGAAGGAGGCGCUGGCAGGCGAUCAGGUGGUGGUGGAAAUUCCCCUCCGGUGCCUGAUCACGGUGGAGAUGGGGAAGGAGUCCGACGUGGGAAAAGCGGUGCUCGCGUCCAAUUUGCCCCUGGACGCACCCAAGCACAUCUUCUUGAUGCUCUUCAUGCUCACGGACAGGCGGAACCCGUCCUCCUUCUUUAAGGAGUUCAAGUGGGCCCGUAUGUGCGUCUGUUCGCGCAAUUUUGGUCUGGAGGUGAACAGAAUCAGGACGGCGGCCUUGGUCCCCUACGCAGAUAUGCUCAACCACCAGCGGCCCCGCGAAACCAAGUGGACCUUCGACAACGCUCGUCAGGCUUUUACUAUCACGACGCUCCAGCCCAUCGCCCCCGGGGCCCAGGUCUAUGAUUCAUACGGUCAGAAGUGUAACCACCGCUUCCUUCUCAACUACGGUUUCGCCGUGGAAAAUAACAGAGAAGCAGAUAAUUUCUGUCCAAACGAGGUCGGGUUGUGGCAGGAGACAGCGAGGAAGGGGGAGAGGGAAAGAGGUACAAUGGGAUGA